Molecule: messenger RNA, 565 nt
Organism: Galeopterus variegatus (Sunda flying lemur)
Lineage: Eukaryota; Metazoa; Chordata; Mammalia; Dermoptera; Cynocephalidae
Product: mast cell carboxypeptidase A-like
Exons: 6
Biological process (GO): proteolysis
Molecular function (GO): metallocarboxypeptidase activity; zinc ion binding
Source: RefSeq, a predicted model, not a curated record
AUGAGGUUCAUCCUGCCCGUGGGUUUAAUCGCAGCCACCCUUGCGAUGGCUCCUGUCCGCUUUGACAGGGAGAAGGUGUUCCGCGUGAAGCCCCAAGAUGAAAAACAAGCAAACAUCAUAAAGGACUUGGCCAAAACCAGUGAGCUUGACUUCUGGUAUCCAGAUUCCAUCCACCAUGUAGCUGCUAACAUGACCGUGGAUUUCCAAGUUGGUGAGAAGGAAUCCCAAUCCGUCCAGUCUGCCUUGGAUCUAAAUAAAAUGCACUAUGAAAUCCUGAUUCAUGACCUACAAGAAGAGAUCGAGAAACAGUUUGAUGUUAAAGAAGAUAUGCCCAGUAGGCACAGCUAUGCAAAAUACAAUAACUGGGACAAGAUUGUGGCUUGGACUGAAAAAAUGGUGAACAAGCAUCCUGAAAUGGUUUCUCGUAUAAAAAUUGGAUCUACUGUUGAAGAUAAUCCACUAUACAUUCUCAAGAACCGCAUGUGGAGAAAAAAUCAUUCCAAGAACCAAAACUCCAAAUGCAUCGGCACUGACCUCAACAGGAAUUUUAAUAUUUCAUGGAACA